This is a messenger RNA of Dicentrarchus labrax (European seabass), 2128 nucleotides long. RefSeq names its product non-SMC condensin II complex, subunit H2 (gene ncaph2). Gene Ontology annotation, biological process: mitotic sister chromatid separation; meiotic chromosome condensation. The record is from RefSeq and is a predicted model, not a curated record. Gene Ontology annotation, cellular component: nucleus; condensin complex. The coding region runs from base 160 to 1992 and encodes 610 amino acids. NCBI's taxonomy places the organism in Eukaryota, Metazoa, Chordata, Actinopteri, Moronidae. Gene Ontology annotation, molecular function: chromatin binding. The transcript is spliced from 20 exons.
CCGUCGGUCGCCGUGCUGUGGACACACCGAGUCCACCGAGCUGCCUAAUCACCGAUAUCACCAUAAACACAAAAGAAGCAUUUCCAGGAACUUUCCAGGAAUACGGUCACGUGGUGCAGCGAGGAGCGAUUUAAGUGGUUUUAUUGUCGUGGUCGAGUUAUGGAGUCGACGGAGAGCAGAUUCGCUCACCUGCUGCAGCCAAUCAGAGAGCUCACCAAGAACUGGGACAUCGACGUGGCUUCAGAGUUAAACGACUAUUUAGAGGAGUUGGAUGAGAUGUGCAUCACGUUCGAUGGAGGGAAAACCAGACUGAACUUUGCCGAAGCAGCUCUGUUGAUCCAAGGCUCAGCCUGCAUCUACAGCAAGAAGGUGGAGCUGCUGCACAGUCUGGUUUACCAAACUCUGGAGUACAUCAACGACAAGAAUAAGAAACGGAACAAACAGUCUUCGUCUCAGGACGACGACGCAGACGGAGCAGAGAGCGGACACGAUGCGGACGAUGGCGCUGUGUUCUCUCCCGUAGACGCCGCCGACGACUCAGAGGACUCUCACAACACCGACCCCACCACGUCUGCCAGUGUGAUCCCUCUUCCUCCUGAGUCUCUGAUUCCUCCUGAAAACACAGAGAAGAACAAACUGCCGCUCAUCAGUCUGAAAGGUGAGAUCCUGUGCAGUCUGAAAGAGUUCAGGUUCAACAUCUUCAUCCCAGGAGACGAAGACCUGAUCCUCCUCAUGCUCCGAUCGGCUGCGACCAGACUUCUGAUGGACGAACAUCCUGCAGACUGGCAGCAGCAACAAGAUGUUGCUGUGGCUCCAGAUGUUGCUGUGGCUCCAGAUGUUAGAGAUGACGGAGGCGACGCUGCAGACAACUUCCUUCCUUUAGAGGACAACAACAUGGAGCUGGACCAGGACCCAGAGGAGCACGUGGACCAGGACCCAGAGGAGCACGUGGACCAGGACCCAGAGGAGCACGUGGACCGACACCAGGCUCCGGGUGAAGGCAGGAUGAUCCGAGAGAGACGGCCGGUGGAAGACGACCAUCAGAGGAGGAAGGAGGAGCCGGCGCCCGCCGUGAACGUGUGGACGCUCCACGACCCGUACGCCGUCCUCGGGGAGGACAGACCCUUUAGAGCAGGGAAAUGCUACAAGGUUCCUGAAGGUGUGGACGACGGCGGGAAGAGGAAGAGGAAGCGAGCUGCUACCCUGCAGGACUUCAGGAGCUGGUUCAGAGGAGCCUUCGAUCGUCCAGAGCACAAGUUAAAGAACGGACCCACUUUUACAGACCUGAACUACGUUUAUUUGAGCUCGAUUAAAGACAAACUGAAGACCCGACAGAGGAUCUACAGGAGGGCGGGCGUGGUCGUCUCUGAGGAGGAGCUGAGGCGGACCUUCCUGCAGGUGGAGGAGGCGGGGCCACAGCAGCAGGGGGAGGAGCCUGUGGACGGAUUCAGACACCCCGACCUGCUGGGUGGAGACGACGACAACUCAGACAACGAACACGAAGCGUUUCCUGACGACCUUCCAGCUGAGUUUGUUGGAGGAGCAGACUUCAUAUCAGCAGAAACUCAGAGAGACGAACUGAGUUAUGAAGAUCUGGUGAAGCUGCGUGUCGAGCAGCUGAUGGUGAACAGUCAGGGUUACACUCAGGAGACGGCUCUGUCUCGGAGGGUUAAAGACUGGGAGGACAAGAUCCGACCUGAACUGGUGCUGCAGGAGGAGCGUUCAGCGUUUGACAUCCACGAUUAUGGCGACAGGAUCGUGGGAUCGCUGAGCGCCGUCGGCCACCGCAGAGCGUUCUCCUCCAUCGUCGCCGGUCUGGACAACUUCGAGGCCUGCAAGUACCUGCUGGCCUCCCUGCAGCUGGCCAACGACUACACGGUGGGGGUGGACAGCGUGGACGGUCUGGAGGAGAGCGUGGACUCGAUGGGACUGACUCUGCUCAGCACUCUCAGAGCGACGGACAGAUUCAAAACUCUGACUGCUUCAACCUGAAAGAUCUUCAUCAUCAUCAUCAUCAUCAUCAUCAUCAUCAUCAUGUCUGUGUGUAACAGCUCGUCUCUGAUCAUAAAUAUGUUUAAUAUGAAUAUUUCUAAUAAAAACUGGAUGAAUUGGUUCACAAACAAAACAA